ACUGGUGUUAUUACGGUAUAUUUGACAAUCAGGGCCAAGGGGGAGAGGCAUUUCGAAUUGAGUUAGAGGCGAAAAAAUCUAGAGUUUGUCAGUUUUCCCUCCUUCCUUGUACAUACAAGAAAACCUCUGUAGCCUAGUCGUUAGAUCGUUGGACUAGUAACCGAAAGGUUGCUGGAUCGAAUCCUCCGAGCUGACAAGGUGACCUUAGUGUACCAUUAUGUGGCUCUGGGCACUGCUUCCGAUCUUCUUGGCGGUGUUUGGCACUGUGGGCAUAUGGGUGGUGUUUGGUAUCGCUGUAUCGAAUGAGACUGUUAACAUCACAGGUAGAUUCCCUUACAUCAGUGAGUGUGGCACCUAUAAUCCACAGAGCUGCAUCUUUGCUCAGAUCUGCAACGUCUGUGCUGUCUUGGCCCUGUGGGUUGUGGUGAUCCGGUUUCAGCAGGUCAGGGACUAUGGUCAGAACAGCAAGGUGAACAUCGCCAGUAUCGUACUGGGCUUCAUCUCCUGUGUGGGCAUCUCCCUCAUCGGAAACUUCCAGCAAUCUGUAGUGAUGGGGAUCCACUUGUUGGGAGCGUUUUUGGCGUUCUUCGUGGGCCUGGCCUACUUCUGGCUGCAGGUGUGGCUCUGCUACAAAGCCCAUCCCUUGAAAGACCGUCACUGGGUUGGACCUCUUCGAGCUACAUUCUGUAGCAUCUGCACCGUCCUGGUCAUCACCAUGGCUAUACUUCAUAAUACCGGCUACAAAUCUGGAGCGGCCAUUUGUGAGUGGGCCUUGGUCAUGUCCUUCUUUGUCCUUUUUGGCCUCUUUGGGUCCGAGUUCCGUCACAUCGACUUCCACCAGCUCACCGUGCAGAAACAACGUCUGAAGACUCAGAGCACCAACGGAGUGGUCAGAAUGAAUGAUAUUUCAUAGUACAGCCGAUGAGGCAGGUAGCCUAGUGGUUAGAGUGUUGGGCUAAUAAACGAAAGGUUUCAAAAUUGAAUCCCCGAGCUGACAAGGUAAAAACAAUCUGUCGUUCUGCCCCUGAACAACCCACUGUUCCUAGGCCGUCAUUGAAAAUAAGAAUUUGUUCUUAACUGACUUGCCUAUGAAGGUUAAAAAAUAAAUAAAAAUGAGACCGUGACCAUGCAUUGAUACACUGUUCAUAGCUUAACAUCUAAAGACACACACACACACACACAGGGUUAUUUUGACCCAGCUAGUUGGGUUGCGUGAAUAACCCAACUGACUGUUAAAUAAACUACCAAUGGUUAAAUUAACCCAUGGUUGGGUAUUCCAAACAAACAACAAGUUGGGUUGUUUGGAAUACCCAAACAUGGGUUAAUUUAACCAUUCAUAGUUUUUUAACCGUCAGUAUGGUUGACCCAGCAGCUGGGUCUUUUUUUAAUGUAACCCAGGUUAUUUUCAUGAGGCGUGGCUAUUAGGGCCGUGGCUUUCAGAUAAUGAUUUUUGUAUCCCAAAUCUAAUUGUCUUGUACUGUUUUUCAGUCAAGCAGAUCUAAGAUUUUCUCCCUUUUGGCUUUAUUUUUGUACCAACAGAAAUGAUUUAAAUGAGCACAUCAAGACAUGAACACUGUAAACAUAUCUACACUAUUUAUGUAGAAGAAGAUGUGAUACAGGAAUGGAUACUUUUUCAAGUCAUGAGGGUUUACACAAGUGUCUGAUGAGGGUUUACGUAACUGUAAGUGUUUUUAAUUUAUUCUGCUGAUGUUAAACAAAAUGUAACUUUAAACAUACUGUACAGAGAAUAUCGAGCCUUCCACCAGUGUCUGUCACGUCAAAAAAAUAAAACAUGACAUUUGUUUUCUCAGUGCAAACACAUUUAAAACAUUUUAAAACAGCAGUUAUAUCAGAUGUAUUUUUUACAAACAUUUAAACAAUCAAUGUGCAGUGCAAAGGUCCAUAUUGUUGAUAUAUAGUACCAAAUCUGUUUUCAGUGCUAUUGUUAGUGUUUCUGAAUAAAUACGCACAUUAGCAUUAUGUGUCCAAGCCUUUAGGACAAGCAGCCUUGGGUGUGGGUUACCAAAAAACAUAAAGAAUACCGUUGGGAAACUUACCACUUCCUGAUUUACUCUAGGCGAGGGCUGUUUGCAGGGGGUGGCUGUGAUCAGCUGUGCUGCCCUUCAUUUUCUUCAGAACUACCCAUUAAAAACGUUGCAGAUAGACGUGGCAUGACACCCAAUUCUAUGUGACAUAAGUAUAGCUGUUCUACAUAACCAAUUUCUAUCUGAACGUUUUUUUAACAUUGCACCCUCCUGAACACAGCCAGUCCUCCGCCGUUGCAGCCGCACAGACUGAUUGACUGCCUGCCAAGGAGAACACUGCCGUUUUUGUCAGUCCAUUUAGCCAGGCUAUCGAGCUGAAGGUGAAGACUGACUGAUUCACGCUGCAUUAGAAAGACAGCAUGCUACAUGGUGUCUCAAGUCAACCCUGAGCAUUACUGCAGAAAAUACAGGUCAAGAUUUGCUUGGGAGUAAGUAGUCUGCAGCAUCUAUUCACCUAGAGCCUACAUCUUUUUUUCUGUUGAAAGGGGAGAAUUUGUCUUCAAUGUUUUGACUGCUGCAGUGGUGGAUGUUAUGUUUCGUUCCUCUGUUGUCACAUAGUAUUGCUUUCACUGUUACAGGAAUCUGAGUGUGAGGGUGAUGCAGAGGAGCUGUACUGCACUUAAUCAAUUCUACCACAUGGUGGCACCACCAAGCCUAUACUCACUUCAACAUCCAACAUUAACCUUUGUUUUGUUUGACUAUUCCACUCCGUUGCCAGGUUACAGGUGCCUCUGACAGUUUCCUGUCUAAGGCUCUGAGGCAGGUGUCUGACAUGCCCGAUUGUAAAACGGUUUGUUUGUCCCGUCAAUACACCUCAAAGAUCAUUGCAGACAUCUGUGUUUCAUUUUUCUGGGAUAGUCACCAUUUGAAGUGGCCUGGGGUGAUGUACGUAAACAAAAAUCUGGGCGCUGCUUCCAAUCUGUUUUGCACUGUGGGAAUAUGGGUGGUGUUUGGUAUCGCUGUAUCAAAUGAGACUGUUAAUAUCACAGCGAGAUUCCCCUACAUCAGUGAAUGUGGCACCUAUGAUCCACAGAGCUGUAUAUUUUCCCAGGUCUGCAACAUCUGUUCGGUCUUGAGUAAGUGAAUUUAUUCAGCACUUACAUGUUGCUUCAUAUCACUUUAUUAUUCAUUCUUGUCUUUCGUAUGUAAUUUCAACCUUCUCCUCCCUUCUAUCAUCCCUCCUCUACACCUCUCUACCUCUACCUCUACCUCUCUCUCUCUCUCUCUCUCUCUCUCUCUCUCAGAACAGUAAUGUAAUAAUUAUAUAAUAAUUGAACAUUCAGCUCUGACUGAUGAGCUUUACAUAAGUGUACAUAUUUUAAACCUAUUGUUGAAUAAACUGCUACUCUUUUUAUUUAAUAAAAUACUACUAACUUUGAUGCGGCAU
Molecule: messenger RNA, 3432 nt
Organism: Oncorhynchus mykiss (rainbow trout)
Lineage: Eukaryota; Metazoa; Chordata; Actinopteri; Salmoniformes; Salmonidae
Gene: tmem150b
Product: transmembrane protein 150B
Cellular component (GO): plasma membrane
Source: RefSeq, a predicted model, not a curated record